AUGAAGCAGUUCGGUACACUACUUGGAGCAAUUGUCGGCCUAGCGCUGGUUGCGCACGCGUCAGCGGCUGCAGCGCCCAGCUGCCCGGAACCGUACGGUGAGCAGGCAUACCUGCACCCGGACCACUGCGACCAGUUCUUCCUCUGCACCAACGGUACGCUGACGCUCGAAACGUGCGAAAACGGUCUGCUGUUCGAUGGUAAGGGUGCCGUCCACAAUCACUGCAACUACAACUGGGCCGUCGACUGCGGUAGCCGGAAGUUUGCCACCGACCAGACACCACUCUCAACACCCGGCUGCGAGUAUCUGUUCGGCGUGUACCCGGACGCGGCAGAAUGUUCCACCAGCUAUCAUAAGUGUGCGUACGGCGAGGUCCAUCAGGAGCUGUGCGAACCGGGCCUGGUGUACGAUCAUCGCAUCCACGGUUGCAACUGGCCCGACCAGCUGCUCGACUCGUGCAAUCCAGAAGCGGUCGUCGGAUUCAAGUGCCCACAGUCGGUACCGUCCGGUACGGUGGCGGCACGGUUCUGGCCGUACCCGCGCUAUCCGGUGCCCGGUGACUGCCACCGGUUGAUUACCUGCGUCGACGGACAUCCGCGUCUGAUUACGUGCGGCGAGGGUAAGGUGUUCAACGAGGAGUCGCUCACCUGCGAAAACCCGGAGGAUGUGCCGCAUGCCUGCCGUCACUAG
This is a messenger RNA of Anopheles maculipalpis, 690 nucleotides long. Its product is annotated as protein obstructor-E. Lineage: Eukaryota; Metazoa; Arthropoda; Insecta; Diptera; Culicidae. Gene Ontology annotation, molecular function: chitin binding. The transcript has 2 exons. The record is from RefSeq and is a predicted model, not a curated record. The coding region runs from base 1 to 690 and encodes 229 amino acids. Gene Ontology annotation, cellular component: extracellular region.